This is a messenger RNA of Arvicanthis niloticus (Nile rat), 2281 nucleotides long. It is a transcript of the gene Rnf121, whose product is annotated as ring finger protein 121. NCBI's taxonomy places the organism in Eukaryota, Metazoa, Chordata, Mammalia, Rodentia, Muridae. Gene Ontology annotation, cellular component: endoplasmic reticulum membrane; Golgi membrane. Gene Ontology annotation, biological process: ERAD pathway. The record is from RefSeq and is a predicted model, not a curated record. Gene Ontology annotation, molecular function: metal ion binding; ubiquitin protein ligase activity.
UGAGGACUGGUGAAAUGUACACACUGGAAUAGUACAAGAACAACUUUUCGUUUUCUGAGAACGUUCUCCUGCUGAAGCUUGGCAGUGCACGCGUCGCCCCUUCUUAAUUCCGAAAGAGCAGGUUGAUAUGUCAGACCUCUCCCCAGAGGAGCAAUGGAGGGUCGAACAUGCACGAAUGCAUGCCAAACAUCGUGGCCACGAAGCCAUGCACGCUGAAAUGGUCCUCAUCCUCAUUGCUACCUUGGUGGUGGCCCAGCUGCUCCUGGUACAGUGGAAACAGAGGCACCCCCGUUCUUACAAUAUGGUGACCCUCUUUCAGAUGUGGGUUGUCCCCCUCUAUUUCACAGUGAAGCUGCGCUGGUGGAGGUUCUUGGUGAUCUGGAUCUUCUUCUCUGCGGUCACAGCCUUUGUCACCUUCCGAGCCACAAGGAAGCCUCUAGUACAGACAACCCCAAGGUUGGUUUAUAAAUGGUUCCUGCUAAUCUAUAAAAUUAGCUAUGCCACUGGCAUUGUUGGCUAUAUGGCUGUCAUGUUUACCCUCUUUGGUCUUAACUUAUUAUUCAAGAUUAAACCAGAAGAUGCGAUGGACUUUGGUAUUUCUCUUCUCUUCUAUGGACUUUACUAUGGAGUCCUUGAACGGGACUUUGCAGAAAUGUGUGCAGACUAUAUGGCAUCAACCAUAGGGUUCUACAGUGAAUCGGGCAUGCCUACCAAGCACCUCUCAGACAGCGUGUGUGCUGUGUGUGGGCAGCAGAUCUUUGUGGAUGUCAAUGAAGAGGGCAUCAUUGAGAACACAUACAGGCUUUCCUGUAAUCACGUAUUCCAUGAAUUCUGUAUCCGAGGCUGGUGCAUCGUGGGAAAGAAGCAGACGUGUCCCUACUGCAAGGAGAAGGUGGACCUGAAGAGGAUGUUCAGCAAUCCCUGGGAGAGGCCUCAUGUCAUGUACGGACAGCUGCUGGACUGGCUUCGAUACUUGGUAGCCUGGCAGCCUGUCAUCAUUGGCCUGGUACAAGGCAUCAGCUACAUCCUGGGCCUGGAGUAAUCAGAAAGUACAUCAUUGGAGAACCCACCCCACCCACCAUGGACCUCAGGGCACUCUCCUUGCGCCCACAAAGACUUGGGUGGAAAAGACUCAAAGGCACUUGGGCCAUUCAGGACCUCCCCAGCUGUGUCUGGGUUGGAGGGGAAAUGAUGGAGAACCAGCCACUGGGGCGUCAGCAAUGGGGCUUUUUAAAAGAAAAUUAUUUUGAUGAAUAUAUUUAAAUUUUUUUAUUGUGGAGCAUAGGAAUUGUCCCCCACCCUCAGGCCUUACCUUGCUUGGACAGGGAGGGCAAAGCUGCCGUAUUGUUGGUUGGGAGGAGUCUUCUCACCUCUAGCUGAGCACUGGUGGGUUUUCAGGAGGCUGAGUGCUUCAGCCUACCCUUUACCUUCCCUUCCCUUCCCUUCCCUUCCCUUCCUUUCCCUCUGCAAGGCUCAAGCCUGGUUUGCACUCAGUGUAGAAGAGCUCAGACUGGUGCCAGAUUAGCACUGAGUGGUAAAGGGUCUCUUCAUCUCUGGACAUAAGAUAGGUGUUGUGUAUGACUCUGUUGCCUUUUUGUCUGGAAACUAAAGGCUGGGUGUGGUAAAAUCAAUGACUUUUCCAAUUAGGGAAGCCCUGUGGCCUCAAAAUUCACUGACUAUGUUUUGGGACAACUAGAAAUAUGAGCAGCAUGGAUAACCUGCUUUGAGCAGGUCUGUCGCCAGGCAGGGUAUAAAAGCAAUCUGUAUGUCAUUGGCCUGUGGAAGCUACUUUGGCAGCAGUGAAUGUUGCAGCUUCUUGUGCAAGUAUACCCUUCAGUCUGGAAGUGUUGACAUGUGCCAAAGGCUACUCUGCACAUCACUUCCUUCCUGAAAGCCUAAGAGUGUAUGUUUGUGUAUGCAGAGCAGACUAAUGGAUCUGUUUUCGGCCAGUCAUCAGUGUGCCCUUGAAGCUAAGUGGGGAUUCCCAGCCCAGGAAACAUCCCUCUGUAGGCUUGGUCAUUUGUGGGCUUUCCCAGGCCUGAUAUGGAGAAUGGUGAGUGCAUAGGAAGAGUAAGGCCUGAGUAAACAUGGGCCUGAAAAGGGGCUUCUGAGCAGGCCUCACUGUAGUCCUAGGAAUGUGAAGAAGUGGGAGGGCAGCAUGGGUCAGCAGCACUGGGUUUCUAGAGAAAUUUGGCCUGGCCCAUUUGAAGGCAACAAGAACCAAACAGGAUCUUGUCAUCACAUCUGAAUAAAGCUCCAUGAGCUGGGCUGGAAAGCUGGA